CUCAGUGGUCAGCUCUGGCCUUCAUCUUAGUGACAUCAGCAGAAGAUCUGGAUGUGUUUGACCUGAAGAAAUACUCUGCUUCAGAGGAGGCUCUUCUCAGGCUGCUGCCAGUGGUCAAAGCUUCAAACAAAGUUCUACUGAGUGACUGUAACCUCUCAGAGAGAAGCUGUGAAGCUCUGGCCUCAGUUCUCAGCUCCCAGUCCUCCAAUCUUAGAGAAAAGGAUCUGAGUAAAAACAAGCUGCAGGAUUCUGGAGUGGAGCUGCUGUCUUCUGGACUGAAGAGUCCAAACUGCAAACUGGAAACUCUCAGACUGAGUGACUGUAACCUCUCAGAGAGAAGCUGUGAAGCUCUGGCCUCAGUUCUCAGCUCCCAGUCUUCUAAUCUGAGAGAGAUGGAUCUAAGUAACAACAAGCUGCAGGAUUCUGGAGUGGAGAAGCUGUCUUCUGGACUGAAGAGUCCAAACUGCAAACUGGAAACUCUCAGACUUAGAUCCUGUAACCUCUCAGAGAGAACUUGUGAAGUUCUGUUAUCAGUUUUUAGCUCCGACUCCUGCUGUCUGAGAGAGGUUGACCUGGAGAACAACGACCUCCAAGAUUCAGGGGAGAAGCUGCGGGAUUACCUGAAGAAAUCCUCUGCUCCAGAGAAGGCUCUUCUCCCACUGCUGCCAGUGGUCAAAGCUUCCAACAAAGUUCUACUGAAUGACUGUAACCUCUCAGAGAGAAGCUGUGAAGUUCUGGCCUCAGUUCUCAGCUCCCAGAACUCUAAUCUGAGAGAGAUGGAUCUAAGUAACAACAAGCUGCAGGAUUCUGGAGUGGAGCUGCUGUCUUCUGGACUGAAGAGUCCACACUGCAAACUGGAAACUCUCAGACUUAGAUCCUGUAACCUCUCAAAGAGAACUUGUCAAGUUCUGUUAUCAGUUCUUAGCUCUGAGUCCUGCUGUCUGAGAGAGGUUGACCUGGAGAACAACGACCUCCAAGAUUCAGGGGAGAAGCUGCUGGAUUACCUGAAGAAAGUUCUACGGAGGAAGAGCAGCAAACUUCAGCGUGGAGAAAGAGAUGGAACCAGAGCUGGACAGCUGAUGGCCAAUAACAGCAGCUGUGCAGCAGCAGCAGCUGAUCCAGACGCUGCCGCUUGCAUCCUCAAUAGAACUAAGAAAGUGGAGAACAUCAGCCCAGUUCUAAAGUGUUUCCACUGA
Molecule: messenger RNA, 1196 nt
Organism: Cyprinodon variegatus (sheepshead minnow)
Lineage: Eukaryota; Metazoa; Chordata; Actinopteri; Cyprinodontiformes; Cyprinodontidae
Product: ribonuclease inhibitor-like
Exons: 8
Coding region: 393-1196 (267 amino acids)
Molecular function (GO): protein binding
Source: RefSeq, a predicted model, not a curated record